GUCUCAGAGACACAACAACAGCCAUUGCUUACAUUUCAGCUCUUAUCUUUAAGACAUGUCAAAAGAUCAAGUUCGUGGUGAGAACAUGCAGCUCAGUGUGGAGCAGCUGCUUCAGAUAUAGCAGAACAGGCGUGCUGCACUGCAAAGACUGGCCAUCCGAAAUGUACCUGUACCUGUUGGUGAAAGCUGGCAAAGACAAAUUGGGACUGAAUUUACAAAACCUUAUUUUACAAAGCUUAUGUCAUUUGUUACAAUGGAGAGGAAAUGCUUUACUGUCUAUCCCAGCCCUGAGCAGGUGUUUAAUUGGACAACUUUGUGUGCUAUUGAAGAUGUAAAAGUGGUCAUUCUUGGGCAAGACCCCUAUCACCAUCCAGGUCAGGCCCAUGGAUUGGCCUUCAGUGUGCUGAGGCCUAAACCUCCUCCCCCAAGUUUGGAAAACAUAUUUAUGGAGCUGAAAGAAGACAUUGUUGGCUUCCGGCACCCAGGUCAUGGAGACCUCACAGAAUGGGCCAAGCAAGGUGUUCUGCUGCUGAAUUCUGUGUUGACAGUGAGGGCUCAUCAGCCCACCUCUCAUGAAGGUCAAGGCUGGGAGCUUUUCACAGAUGCUGUGGUCCUGUGGCUCAGUCACAACCUCAGUGACCUGGUCUUUCUGCUCUGGGGCUCAUAUGCUCAGAGGAAAGGCAGAGUGAUUGACAGGAAACGUCAUCAUAUCCUUGAGGCUUCACAUCCAUCACCGUAUUCAGCACAUUUGGGCUUCUUUGGAUGUAGGCACUUCUCUAAAACUAACAUGUUUCUCAAAGUAUCAGGAAAGAAGCCAGUUGAUUGGACAGCUCUCUAAAAUAAUUAUGUUUUUUUACAAAUGUAAAGAUUUCUUCAACAAAUGGCUUCUUCAAUGUCUAUUUGUGAAACAGAGCAGUUAUGCAAAAAAAAAAAAAAAAAAGAAAAUAAAGAUAUUCCAUUACAGGUCAAAAAAGUAUGUUUAAUAGUAGUUCUGUAUACUGUGGGACUCUUUGUGCAGUUAUGAAAAAUGGUCACAGAAGCCCUGUUGUACUCUUA
Myxocyprinus asiaticus (Chinese sucker) is the source of this 1056-nucleotide messenger RNA. RefSeq names its product uracil-DNA glycosylase-like. The transcript has 7 exons. Gene Ontology annotation, cellular component: mitochondrion; nucleus. Gene Ontology annotation, biological process: base-excision repair, AP site formation via deaminated base removal; base-excision repair. Lineage: Eukaryota; Metazoa; Chordata; Actinopteri; Cypriniformes; Catostomidae. The record is from RefSeq and is a predicted model, not a curated record. Bases 239 to 838 code for a protein of 199 amino acids. Gene Ontology annotation, molecular function: uracil DNA N-glycosylase activity.